AUGCAGAACAGUGAGGAAGAAAAGUUGAUAGCGCGAAGAUUAAAGAUUACUGAUAAGAAAAAAGGUUUCAUAGAGUUACUGCAACAACUAAGCAUUUGUGAUUCAGUUUCUGAAAAGGAAUUUGAGGAUCGAUUUCAAGAACUUGAUUCACUUGGUGAUGAUCAUGUUAUUUGUGUUAUCGAGGAUGAGAUUUCUGGAAAGAUUAUUGCAACGGGGAGUGUGUUUAUUGAGAAGAAAUUUUUGAGAAAUUGUGGUAAAGUUGGACAUAUUGAAGAUGUUGUUGUUGAUUCAAGUGCUCGUGGGAAGCAAUUAGGGAAGAAAGUCAUUAAUUUUCUUACUGAUCAUGCUCGUUCUGUUGGGUGUUAUAAGGUUAUUCUUGAUUGUAGUGUUGAGAAUAGGGCUUUUUAUGAGAAAUGUGGUUUUAAGCCGAAAGAAAUUCAGAUGGCUAUGUAUUUUGUUUGAUUAAAGGCGUGUUGAUGUCGAACACUGACACAUGUGAUAACAUUGGUUC
Messenger RNA from Trifolium pratense (red clover), 511 nucleotides. Its product is annotated as glucosamine 6-phosphate N-acetyltransferase-like. Gene Ontology annotation, biological process: UDP-N-acetylglucosamine biosynthetic process. The record is from RefSeq and is a predicted model, not a curated record. The transcript has a single exon. Lineage: Eukaryota; Viridiplantae; Streptophyta; Magnoliopsida; Fabales; Fabaceae. Gene Ontology annotation, cellular component: endoplasmic reticulum; endoplasmic reticulum-Golgi intermediate compartment; Golgi apparatus. The coding region runs from base 1 to 462 and encodes 153 amino acids. Gene Ontology annotation, molecular function: glucosamine 6-phosphate N-acetyltransferase activity; monosaccharide binding.